Molecule: messenger RNA, 3238 nt
Organism: Epinephelus lanceolatus (giant grouper)
Lineage: Eukaryota; Metazoa; Chordata; Actinopteri; Perciformes; Serranidae
Gene: gas2l3
Product: growth arrest-specific 2 like 3
Biological process (GO): actin crosslink formation
Cellular component (GO): actin filament
Molecular function (GO): cytoskeletal adaptor activity; microtubule binding; actin filament binding
Source: RefSeq, a predicted model, not a curated record
CCUCCCAUCCAUCCUCCCUCCCUGUCAUUCUCUCGCUGCCUUUCCUUCCCCACUCACUCGUGGAGCCACAGAGGCAGGAGCCGCUCUAAGCGCAGCGCAGGGUUUUUGACUCAGCACUGAGGAGGAUGUGCUUUUGAGGUCGAUCGCAGUUGUUUGGUGCAGCUUCCUCGCUCAGUACCAUACCAUUUUUGCUCCGAGAAUGAAGAAGUGAAUCAUCUGUGAUCGCAGUCAUGGCUGUCCAGACUGGCAUCCAGGUAUGGUUCGGUGAGAAGUUCGACGCCCCUUUGCUGAGCCCCAGGAGCCCUCGCAGCCCACUAGCACAGCGGCACGGCCCCGGCCUCGCAGAUGUCUUCCAGUACGACCAGUGGCUGGCAGUGCGACAUGAGGCCACCCUGGUGCCCAUGCAGGAGGACCUGGCCAUUUGGCUCACUGGCAUGCUGGGCGAAGAGGUGAGAGCAGAGUUCUUCAUGGAGGAGCUGAAUAACGGUGUGAAGCUCUGCCAGCUUAUCGGUGUGCUGCAGACCAAGAUCGCCCAGAGCUGCCCCUCCGCACUCUGCAAGCUCUUCCCUACAAGGAAGAUUGCAUGUAAACGGGACGCCUCUCCGGGUUCCUUCUUCGCUCGUGACAACACCGCCAACUUCCUGGCCUGGUGCCGCCACAUCGGUGUGGAGGAGACUUAUCUGUUCGAGUCAGAGGGCCUCGUGCUGCACAAGGAGCCUCGGCAAGUUUGUCUCUGUCUCUUGGAGAUCGGCCGCAUCGUGUCCAAGUACGGUGUGGAGCCUCCUGUGCUGGUGAAGCUGGAGAAGGAGAUUGAGUUGGAGGAGACUCUGCUGAUGACAGAGGAGCCGCCUCCAGCCGUGAAAACCUUCAGCGUUUGCUGCCAGCACGGUGGCCUCUACCAGGCAGGGGAGCACGGCAUGGACGAUCCACCCUGCAACUGCGCCAACAGAGUGUCCAUUGAGUACCUGUCUGAGGGACGCUACAGACUGGGAGACAAGACCCUCUUUAUUCGGAUGCUCCAUGGUAAACAUGUGAUGGUGCGUGUCGGCGGUGGCUGGGACACACUGCGCGGCUUCCUAAUGAAAUACGACCCUCUGCGAGUGCUGCAGUUCACCACUCUGGAGCAGAAGAUCCUGGCCUUCCAGAAAGGCCCCCCCAGCCUGGGAGGUCACCACGGCAAUGCAGCCCCACCCCCUCCUCCUGACAUGGACCCCCUCGCUGCUGUCAACAACCUCAUCUCUUCCUCAUCCUCCUCUUCCUCCUCCACCUCAUCGUCGUCUUCUUCCUCAGGCUCGGCUUCUAAGCCAACGUCUGCAAAUGCUGCAGGUCAGACGUGUCGGUCCUACGCCGCCUCCCCGGCCUGCACGCCCACUUUGCCCAGAAAGGGUGCUGCCACAGCACCCAAGAAGAACCUGCAGGCGCCUUCUUCCCCCAGGAAGCCCACCCAGCUGCCCCUGCCCAUCACCACCAAAGGUUCCUCCUCUCUGCCUUCUACACCUGUGGGAAGCUCCACCAAACAGUCUCCCAGCCCGGGGUGUCAGGGUGCGCAGCUCCAUCGCAGAGCGCUGACUCCAUCUUCGACUCCAUCCCUAGCUCCAUCACCUGCCCCAGCUGAGCCAAGCACCUCCUCCAAAAAGAAGCUCAGACCGCCACAACGCGGCCCCCUCUCUCAGCCAAGGAGCCCAGUUUGCCCUGAGCCGUCUUCCAAAUGCCCCAAACCCUCCAGCCCCUGCACCACCCCCAUCGCUGCCUCUGUGCCUCGCCCCGUCACUGCACCAGUACGGGCACCCACCCCUAAAGAUGCCCGGCCCCCAACGGGCGCCAGCCAGCGCUCUCGCCUUGCACAGCGCCGCCCCGGCUCCCCAGCCUCGCGCCUCCGUCUAGAGGCAGCCAGGCGGGUGCGGACGGCCGCAAGAGCUGCAGCGACGCCAACUCCCCAAACCCGGACCCCCACACCCAGCUCACGGACAGCCUCCCCGGUGCUGCCAAAACCUACUAGCUCUCUGCCGAAGAGCAAAGAGGUCACAGCCAAAGCCAAGGGGCCGGCCCCGAGCAAGGCGCCGGCUGCUGCCCCUCCACGCGGCACUGCUGCUGUCCCCGGGCGGGUCCCAGGGGGCAACGCAGGCCCUUCUCCCGCCAAUAAAGCCAAUCAGAAAACACCAGCCACAGCUCAGAGGGUGGGGCGAAAGCAAGCAGCAGCCGCCACCACCAACCCCAUCAACGGGAAGUCAACUCUAAAACCUGAAGCUACUCCAGGACCAGUCCUGGCCCCUCAGAAAACCAGCACCAACGUCAAAGCCAUCAAGACCGAGCCGGGCGUCGCCAAGAAGCUCCCACAGUGCAAAGGCAAAAGUGAGGAGCCUUAUUUUGAAAUGAACAGUCGGAGGAGGCAGAAGACGUAACGGGGCGGUCUCUGGAGACGUCGCCAAAGCCAGCAGGCUGGUCACACAGCUUCUUACCACAAAGCAGCACUUGUUGGAACUCAGACUCUUUUUUUUAAUCACUAACCCUCAUUAAAACACUUCUCAUAUUUGACCAUUAUUUUUGUCUUCAAAUUAAUUUUUGUUGGUUUUUGUAUGUUAUUUAAUAGUCUUUUAUUUUUUUUAAUCCAAAAGGGUCAAAGAUGUUUCUGUACGUGUCGUCUUUGUGGUGAUUUAAUGGUUGAUUUUUUUUUUUUUGUUUUGUUUUGUUUUUUUUGAGAGGCCAGCUAACCUGGUUAACACUUCAACUUGCACAAUGUUUACAUUUUUAUUUUGGAUACAUGUAUAGCUGUUACUAAUGACUUUUACAGAACAAAGGAUGGAGUUUUAUAGUUCAAACACUAACCUCAAAGCUCUUAUAGCUCAACAUAACAUGACAGGAUACAGCCAUGGUUUAGUAAAACACACUUAGGUGAACACCUGCAGGACACAGAUCAGUUUUUAAUUGUAGCAAAGCAGCUCCUGAGUCCUGUUUGCUCCAACAGGUUACCAAAGUUGUGGAAUUUCUGGAGUUCAGUGAUGAAACUGGAACACAAAUCAUGGUUUCUGGUGAAUUUCUCUCCCUGGUGAGAACAUACUUUCCACUGGUGGACAGCCAGACGUAAUACUUGUCUGAUUUUUGUAUAAAUGAUAUCUAGGUGGGAGGUUUGUCUCGAUGGCACCAGACAAGGCGUCAUCAGGAACAAGCCUUCCUGUCGUGUGCCUUCAUCAGAAGUCUCAUUUCUGAGCGGCAUUAGAAUGUAUUAGAUGAUCGGUGG